AUGCCGUCCUCUACUACCCUUACAACGAAGGUGACUUCGGGAUCGCCUUAUCAGCUGGACAAGCCUCAGGUCUCCAAAGCUUCCUCCGUACUGCUGCGCCAUAUCAAGUCGAAGCAGGAGGAGAAGGAAAAAUCCGCAACCAAGAAGACCCUGAUUGGCGACAAUGACUCAGAUGAUGAUGAGACACCUCUCAACAACGAAGCCGUUUGGCUCAUUCUCACCACCAAGAAGCAUGUGGUUGACAAGAACCGCCUGAAGCCCGGAAAGAUUAGCGUCCCGCACUCCCUGAACUCGUCGCCUUCGCUCAGCAUCUGCCUGAUCACUGCCGACCCGCAGCGUGGUGUCAAGGACAUCAUUGCAGAUCCCGCCUUCCCCAAAGAACUUUCUUCCCGCGUCGAAAAGGUCAUCGGCUUCAGCAAGCUGAAGGCCCGCUACCAGAGUUUCGAGAGCCGUCGCCAACUGCUCUCAGAGCACGAUGUUUUCCUUGCCGAUGAUCGCAUCAUCACCCGCCUCGUGACUACCCUCGGAAAGAUCUUUUACAAGUCGAGCAAGCGCCCAAUUCCUAUUCGUAUUGCAGAGAUUGAGAAGGUUGACGGAAAGCGGGUCAAGAAGGACCCCAAGCAGAAGCCCGCCAAGGAGGAUAAGAGCGCCGCAUUUGCCGCUCCCCUAAUUGUUGCAAAGGAGAUUGAGCGUACCCUGAGCUGCGCCUCUGUCCAGCUUGCCCCCUCCACUACUGCCGCCAUUCGCGUUGGUUCUUCCAAGUUCACUGCCGAGCAGUUGUCCGAGAACAUCGCCGCUGUUGUCCAGGGCAUGACUGAGAAGUUUGUCACAAAGGGCUGGAAAAACUUGAAGGCCAUUCACAUCAAGGGCGCCAACACCAUGGCGGUGCCUAUUUGGCUGGCUAGUGAGUUGUGGGUGGAGGAUGCCGACGUUGUGGAGGAGACCGAGACCCCCGCAAUCGAGGGCGGCAAGAACAGCAAGAAGCGCAAGUCAGCUGGUGAGGAGAAGGCUAUUGAGGGCAAGAAGACUAAGAAGUCCAAGUCCGCGGAAGACGAGGAGGAGGCCUCAUCGGGAGCGGCACGGAAAGAGAAGCUCCAGCAGCUCAAGGCCAAGGCCCUUGAAGACGGAGAGACUGCAGCCACCCCCAAGGCGGACAAGAAGAAGAGAAAGUCGACCUCAUGA
This is a messenger RNA of Penicillium odoratum, 1182 nucleotides long. RefSeq lists its product as uncharacterized. Bases 1 to 1182 code for a protein of 393 amino acids. NCBI's taxonomy places the organism in Eukaryota, Fungi, Ascomycota, Eurotiomycetes, Eurotiales, Aspergillaceae. The transcript is spliced from 2 exons. The record is from RefSeq and is a predicted model, not a curated record.